GUACCGUCUGGUAAGCCUAAAGUGUAUGUCGGUCGGAUCGAGUCGGGAUUCUUCCGUUGUCUGAAUGUAGCCGAGGAAAAUUGUCGACGAUCGGAAGUAACUCGAACCAUUAUCGAAUUGAAUUUUAUAAAAAAAUAAGUGGAAAUGAUCCGAUUUGUGAUAUGAAAUAUAAAGAUAGAUUCAGUUAGAAAAUCAAAAUGGCGACCGACGUUAUGGAUGGAGGUGCUGUUCGCACGUUUGAAGAAGAGAAGAUAGAUGAUCCACCUCCAAAACCAAAACCUCCACCAAUUGAUGUAUCAGCUGCACAACAACUGCAAAGUGGUCAUGGUCCUAAAACUCCUACAAAUACACUUCCCCAGACACCUGGUAGUUCUGGGGAAAAGCGCAGAGAUAAGGAACGGAAGAUUGGGCACAGAAGAGUUGAUGAAGAAGGGCAGAUUACAUAUAAAAAGAUACAAACCACACAACUUAUGGAAUCUAUUCAACUUGGUAUUAGUUAUGCGGUAGGUAGUCUAGCAUCAAAACCAGAAAGAGAUCUUCUAAUGCAAGAUUUUGCUAUAGUAGAAUCAAUUUCAUUUCCCAAAGAUGGAAGUAAUAUAACACCAGCUCACCAUUACAGUGAUUUCAGGUUUAAAGCUUAUGCUCCUGUUGCAUUUCGAUACUUCAGAGAUCUGUUUGGUAUUCAACCUGAUGAUUUUUUAUUAUCAUUAUGCAAUGAACCCAUGCGGGAGCUUACCAAUCCAGGUGCCAGUGGAAGUAUAUUUUAUUUAACCAAUGAUGAUGAGUUCAUAAUAAAGACUGUACAACAUAAAGAAGCAGAAUUUCUACAGAAACUACUUCCAGGAUAUUAUAUGAAUCUUAAUCAAAAUCCUAGAACACUAUUACCAAAGUUUUUUGGUCUUUAUUGCUACCAGUGUGGCGGUAAGAAUGUAAGAGUUGUCGUAAUGAAUAAUCUUCUUCCAUCUUUUAUUAAACUUCAUCAAAAAUACGACUUGAAAGGUUCUACUUACAAGAGAAAGGCCAACAAAUAUGAACGUAGUAAACAAUCUCCUACAUACAAAGAUUUAGAUUUUCUUGAACACCAUCCAGAUGGAAUAUUUUUAGAAGCUGAAACUUAUAGUGCUUUAGUAAAAACAAUACAGCGAGAUUGUAGGGUGCUGGAAAGUUUUAAAAUUAUGGAUUACAGUAUGCUGGUUGGAAUACACAACCUGGAUCAAGCUGCAAGAGAGAAAAUGGAACAACGAUAUGGUAAAAUGGAGCAGCAGAAAUUUUUGUAUGGAAAUGAUAACGAGGCAACUUCGAAAGGAUCUAGUACUCAAGUGACAGCAUCAGGAACAAGUCUUACUCGUAGCAAGUCUAUCAAUAAACAGCGGCUGGCCGCAUUUUCUACAGCAAUGGAAUCAAUUCAAGCAGAAGUUGAACCAGUUGAUCACGAUGACGAUGUUCCACCUGGUGGUAUUCCUGCAAGAAAUUCCAAAGGAGAGAGAUUAUUACUUUUUCUGGGUAUUAUCGAUAUUCUACAGAGCUACAGACUAAAAAAAAAAUUGGAACACACAUGGAAAUCGAUGUUACAUGAUGGGGAUACAGUGUCUGUUCAUAGGCCAAGUUUUUAUGCACAAAGAUUUCAGGAUUUCAUGGGAAAAACAGUAUUUAAGAAAAUUCCAUCACUGGAUCUACCUGAGAUCAAAGGUCCCCACCGCAAAUUUAGAACCCUGGUCUCUAGUGUCAUAGCUUUAAAACAUUCUCCUUCCAAACGCAAGGCAGCUUCCAUUCGACACCGACCAACUUCUGGUGUAGAAUCUGAUGUGCCAAAAUCAGAAAGUGUUAAAAUAGAAGUGGAUUCUUCAAAAGAGAGUGUUACUCUACCAACAGUGACAGGUAGUUUUGAUGUAUAUCCUCCUGCAAUAGAUGUUACUUCCAGUCCAGCUUUGAAUGUUGUAACUACUACAUCAACUUUACCUAAUAUUGUUAGUGUUUCAACAGGGAAAGAUGUCGCUUCAACAUCAAAAUUGAUACAAGAGAAACAAAAAACAGUUCGCUGUAAUACAGAUCCACUUGUCAGUACAAGAUCUGUAGGAGUGAGAAGUGUAACCAGAAUAGAUAAAACAUUUGUUACAAUAGAUAAAACAGAAGUGAUUAGUACUUCUGAAUCUACUGUGGAAUCUUCAGGCAGUGUAAUUUCUGAAACCAGUAGUUCAACUACAUCAGGUUUAGGUUCUACUAUAAGAACUGUAACUUGGACACCUCCACAAGGCUCUACACCUACUCAUACUGAAGGCACACCUUCAUUUACAGAAUCAAGUUCGAGUGGUGAUAUAGAUGAGAAAUUGUGUAUGUUUCCUUCAACACCUGUAAAAGGAAGUCAGCAUGACUCUCAAGCUUCCAUACCAGAUUCAACAAAUUAUCAAGAAACUGAAAUGGUAAAUGUUUUAAUCCUUAUGUACACUAUUGCAUAGUAUUUUAUCAUAAUA
Messenger RNA from Centruroides sculpturatus (bark scorpion), 2471 nucleotides. Its product is annotated as phosphatidylinositol 4-phosphate 5-kinase type-1 alpha-like. The transcript is spliced from 18 exons. The coding region runs from base 198 to 2456 and encodes 752 amino acids. NCBI's taxonomy places the organism in Eukaryota, Metazoa, Arthropoda, Arachnida, Scorpiones, Buthidae. Gene Ontology annotation, molecular function: phosphatidylinositol kinase activity. Gene Ontology annotation, biological process: phosphatidylinositol metabolic process. The record is from RefSeq and is a predicted model, not a curated record.